AUGAAGGCCGCUGGAAUGCAGCUGCUUGCUGUUGAAAUUAUCACCGUUGAUCCAGCAAUUCAGAUCCUCAAACUCAAGGUGUACAAGGCUGGACUGUAUGGUCCUAAGUUUGUCUGGUUACUUCUCGGCUGGUACUCUGAGAACUGGUGGAAGGCCGUGCCGGUAGACUGCACGUUUGACCAGCUGGAGCAGGCUAUUGAUGGAUACUUCUCGAUCGAUCAGAUACAGAUAAAUCCCAGACCGCAGGUGACCAUCUCGGGUCACACACCGCAGCAACUUCUAGAGAUUUACAGGAACUGGACAAAUCAUGAGAAUUUGCCUGGUUUGGAACUUGGACUGAAGGGCUAUGAUGGUAUCUGGGCAGCAGCUCUUGCCUUGAAUAAAACUGCAAGUGAUCUUGAAGCGAAUGGUACAGAAAGACUCGAAGACUUCACGUACAAGAAUGCAGAUAUGGCACAAUUGUUGUUUAACAAUGCCAUGAACGUUUCGUUUAUGGGCACACGUGGAAAGAUUUCCUUCGAUGAGAAUGGCGACCUGAAGGCUAUGUACAAGAUAUCCAGAUUUCAAGGUGGACGAAAAGAAAUGGUGGGAUUGUACUAUUCAAAUACGAUCGAGUGGUUGCCGGAGACACCAAUUGUUUGGAAAGGUGGACAUAUUCCUAAGGAUUCGGUCACAGUGAUAAGGAUCACACAGGCGCUCUCCCCAUCCUUGUACAUCGCUAUCUGCUGUGUGUCUGCUAUGGGAUUUGUACUCACCUGUGUGUUCUUGACAUUCAACAUUGGAUACAGGAAAAGCAGGAUCGUGAAGAUGUCCUCACCUAACCUCAACAACGUCACCUUGGUUGGAUGUCUGGUACUCUACGGCACUGCCUUUUGGGAAAGCAAUGCUACGUCAACGUUUACGGCGUUCUGCCAGGCAAAACUUGUGUCACUGACUGUUGGGUUCUCAUUGGCAUUUGGCGGACUGUUCGCUAAAACAUGGCGAGUGUAUGUGAUAUUCACUCAUGGCACUAAGCAGAAAAAGGUUGUCAAAGAUAAACAGCUGCUGCUAAUGGUCUGUGGUCUUGUAACCAUCAACAUUUCCAUCAUCAUUGUCUGGUUUGUGAUCGACCCGUUCCAGAUUGUCGUACAACAGUUGCCUGUAAAGAUCAACGUCAUUCAUGAUAUCGAAAUCCAUGGAAGCAUCAAAAACUGCAACUCUCACAUGCAAAUCUAUUUCCUGGGCUGCCUACUUACAGUCCAGGGUAUCAUUCUGUUGUUUGGGGUAUUCCUGGCACUCCAAACACGGAAGAAAGUAAAAAGAACACCAAUCGACGAAUAG
Gigantopelta aegis is the source of this 1320-nucleotide messenger RNA. RefSeq names its product gamma-aminobutyric acid type B receptor subunit 2-like. NCBI's taxonomy places the organism in Eukaryota, Metazoa, Mollusca, Gastropoda, Neomphalida, Peltospiridae. Gene Ontology annotation, molecular function: G protein-coupled GABA receptor activity. The transcript has 10 exons. The record is from RefSeq and is a predicted model, not a curated record. Gene Ontology annotation, biological process: gamma-aminobutyric acid signaling pathway; G protein-coupled receptor signaling pathway. The coding region runs from base 1 to 1320 and encodes 439 amino acids. Gene Ontology annotation, cellular component: G protein-coupled receptor heterodimeric complex; membrane.